GAAUUCAACAACCUCGUUAAAGAACUAAAACAGUCUAGUUACCUAUCGACGGAAUGUUUCGCGUUCUAUAUCCUAGCGCACGGCAACCAUACCAAGGGACGGGAUAAAAUUUACCUUAACGACAACUCAGUCCUAUACGUCGAGGACAUUUUGUCCCUGUUCAAUAACGCAAACUGCCCAAAGCUGAUCCGGAGACCGAAGUUGUUCUUCUUUUCCAUCUGCCGCGGUGACACCCCCGAUUACGGAACCCUACGGCUGGCGGAGCACACCGAACGCGACGGGAUGAUCAACAUGAAGAAGGAUCCCCCGAACAAUAUGCCAACCUACGCGGACAUGUUGAUCUGCUUCUCGACGGUACCCGGUUACGCGGCCCAUCGGGACCGACAGUACGGAUCGUGGUUCGUGGAGAGUAUGUGUAAGGUUUGGUCCAAGCAUGCUCACGAUACGGACGUGGAGCAGCUGAUGAAGCUGGUGGGCAAGGACUCCAGUACGUAUCGGACGGAGCAGAACAAUGCCCUGCAAACGCUGGGCAGUGAGCAGAGAGGAUUCUUCAACGUGCUGUACCUUAAUCCAGGGUACUAUGAGGACUGAAGAAUGGAUCGGUAAUUCGAUCUGGGUCUGGUAAAAAUAAAGCGUAAGUUCAAAUUGAUAAGUUUUAUAUUGUUAAGUUAUGAAGCUAUUGUUUGAUAAGUUAUAUUACAUAUUUUUAUGAUCUAUCUUCUACAGUUUAUCAAUGAACAAUAUAACAGUAUGUUUACCUACUAA
Aedes albopictus (Asian tiger mosquito) is the source of this 765-nucleotide messenger RNA. RefSeq names its product caspase Dronc. Lineage: Eukaryota; Metazoa; Arthropoda; Insecta; Diptera; Culicidae. Gene Ontology annotation, molecular function: cysteine-type endopeptidase activity. Gene Ontology annotation, biological process: proteolysis. The record is from RefSeq and is a predicted model, not a curated record.